UUGCUGACCUGAUGGGAAGGGCUGCCCGGCCAGACUUGGACUCAUCUGCGCAGCGAUGCGGUUAAGGACUCCAAACAGAUUGGUUCGGAUUUUUGUGAUCGUCCUGUGAGUGGAUUCCUGCCAUGGCGACACUCUGAGCUUCAUCCCCACUGAGCUCCUUCCCUCAGUCCGCUCAGCCGGUUGCAAAGAGGUUUCUCCCCGGUGCAAGAGCAUGAUCGACGUAUACAUCCCGUCAGUGGGGCAUCAGGUGUACAAGUCCGACAAGACUCACACUGUCUUCAGAGUGGAUGUUUUGUUCAAUGGGCGCAGACAUACACUGGACAGACGCUAUAGUGAAUUUCAUGCACUUCAUAAACUGCUGAAGAAGACUUGCAAAGUACCAGACUUUCCACCAAAACGAGUCCCAAAUUGGAUGCCCAAAGUUCAGGAACAGAGGAGACAGGGACUAGAGGCCUAUAUACAGGGAGUAUUGUGGUACAACACAGAUGUUCCAAAGGAACUGCUAGAUUUUCUGAAAGUCAGACACUUCCAUAAAGACAAAAAGAACUGCAACUUGGGAUCUUUAAGAGACCUCACAGCAGAGGAAAGAUCACCAUUAUUACACAAAGCCGUUGUGGGGUUUUACAAGGACAAUUAUAUAUUACCACCAGAGACAGAUAUCCUAGAGAACAGUGUUUUAUGUGGAGUGCUGCAGGGUGUUUACCAGUGGCAGGAUCACAAGCAUCGUCCCACAGUCAACAGACAACCCCCUGCUACUACGCAAGUUUUUGAAGCCCAAAAGCCACAACACUGACAGAACAAUAUUACUAGUGCUAAAGCAGUUGUUCUAUGCCCCCUUUACAGGAUUGUGUAUGUUUUCAUUUAAAUGACUGUGCGUACUAGUGUGCAUUUGUACAGUGUGUAUUAUGAUGUGGGAUGUGUUCCUCAGAUCUUGCAAUCUGCAUGCUAAACAGGCUUUGGGCUGUAAAGUUAACCUCUCCUGCAGGCCUUAAACACUGGUAUGACAUUCUAUAGGGUCUGCCCUUCAUCAUGGUUUCUCAUCUGUUUUUUUUCAACUAAGAAGAAACGUGUUCUAUUGUUACAUGUGACUUUCAACUACCCUAGUUUUACUAUUAAUUGGAAGGCUGCCAUCUGGUAAUAGAAACAUUCUUAGCUAUUAAAAGUAAAAUGACUGUAAGAGAUGGAAAGUCACAAGAAGAUCUUCCAAAAUCCAGCAGAAGAGCAAUGAGAUGGACUCUGAAAUAGGUCAUGAAGCUUAUUAAAAAUAAAAGCAAUCUACCAAACACUGGAAAGAAGCAGUGGGAAAAGCUAAAUGUGUACCUUUAUUCUUCAUUGGCAGCAUGGAAGACUAUUAUCUGUUAUUUGCUACUGGUAGGAAGGUAGAAGACAAUGUAUUGUUCCUUAUAUUUUUUAAUGUAUCAAUAUCUAUUUGAAGCCUGUUGGAUAAAGUUUUCAAACAUA
Xenopus tropicalis (tropical clawed frog) is the source of this 1461-nucleotide messenger RNA. It is a transcript of the gene snx22, whose product is annotated as sorting nexin 22. Gene Ontology annotation, molecular function: phosphatidylinositol binding. Lineage: Eukaryota; Metazoa; Chordata; Amphibia; Anura; Pipidae. The record is from RefSeq and is marked provisional. Gene Ontology annotation, cellular component: cytoplasmic vesicle membrane.